Linepithema humile (Argentine ant) is the source of this 5436-nucleotide messenger RNA. It is a transcript of the gene AdamTS-B, whose product is annotated as ADAM metallopeptidase with thrombospondin type 1 motif B. Gene Ontology annotation, cellular component: extracellular matrix. The record is from RefSeq and is a predicted model, not a curated record. NCBI's taxonomy places the organism in Eukaryota, Metazoa, Arthropoda, Insecta, Hymenoptera, Formicidae. Gene Ontology annotation, biological process: extracellular matrix organization; proteolysis. Gene Ontology annotation, molecular function: metalloendopeptidase activity.
ACGAGGGAGACGGAAGGCGACUGAAGGAGAGAGGCGCACAGAAAACGGGUCCACGGCUGGGUGGAGGAACUAGUCUCACCUAGUAGAUCGCCCUGUCGCGGUGUGUGCUUUCGCGGGCGGCCGAGAGACGCGAACGAGAGUAGGAGGAGGGAACGCGAGUUCCCUUCUACGCGGCGCGAGAGAGGCGGAAAAAAAAAAAGAGAGGCGAGAGAGCACGCACACAGACGUACGCGGGAGCCGUGCGGCCGCGGGAAGUAGUAUACGUGCCUCGCGUGUAUGCACGGCGUGUGUGCACCGGGAGGAAACGCACGUACGUGCAGAAGGAGUCGAGAUAGCCGACGAGAGGGACGGAGACGGAGAGAGAGAAAGAGAGAAGCGAGGGAGACAGGCUGUGUGUAUGUACCAUCAGAAGAGUGUACCAGGCUACUAGUGUUGUGACGGCGAUCGUGCCCACGACUUCUCCGGCGGGCCGGCAUCCGCGUUCUAUCCGUCUAUCUUCCUUUCCGUCGCGCCCUACCUGAUCCCCGACGUCGCGUCGGAAACCCUCCGUUCCCCCUUGCCCUCGGGAGCCCCCUCGGUAUCCUCUUCCUUGUCGAGAGCGACCCCUACUCCCCCUUCGAAGCUUUCUUCCCUUUCCUUUUUGCUUAUAGUUUUUUCUCUCUCUUUCUCUCUCGCUUCCUUUCUCUUCCCGCGUUCCCGGUGCAAUUUCGCGGCACGCGUCUCUACUUCCGGCCGAAAAGUGACUUCUCGGGCGGCGGGCCUCUCAGCGGCGCACCAGUACAGUUCGCCGCUUUGACUGGGAAUAUACGCUUCGCGAGUGUCGUCGUACAAUAUCGCGCGUUGAUUAGGCUCUGUUGUCCACGCGAGUGCAAGUGUUCUGGAAACGCGCACCACGUGCUGCCGCGACAUCAUCGUCGAUGGGAUAAAGAAGAACAUCGGCAGACACCAAAGGGAUCGCGUUUCAUUAGCAAGAUACAAUGUUCGAUUCAAUGUCAAUCAUGCGGUGUCUAUUGAUGCUCCAGAUUUUAAUCGCCGUAGUGCAGCCCAACCUCGAGGCUCGGCAAGGUGUAUCUAAUAUCAGAGGAAUGUACACCCCGCAGGAACACUUAUACGAUCACGAAAUCGUAAUACCACGGAAGGUGAAUUUCCGAGGCGAUUUGAUCUCGCAUAAUGUAACACAUCAUCAUCACGAGGACGGGCCAAUCGUUCAUUACCGAGUGGCGGUAGCCGGUAAUGAAUAUCACCUCGAACUGUCAACGGCCGACAACUUCAUCGGCCGUGCGAUGGUCGUAGAAAGGCGGAAGCGGUCUCUACACGUUCGCAGCCCGGCGAAAAAUCAUGGCAGCAAAUGUCAUUAUCGGGGAUUCAUUAAGGGCCAUCGGAAUUCCCGUGUCGCCCUGUCUGCCUGCGACGGUCUGGCGGGUAUGCUGCGCGGCGACCACGGCGAGUUCUGGCUGGAACCAGUCGCCGUGUCUCUAGAAGAAAAACGCGGCACGUCGUCUGUCGACGAAGCGACGACCAACGACUUAGUAGGCGCCGGUGCCCGCUCGUCGAUUCACGGGGUCCCGGCAGCGGGCCGGCCCCAUCUCAUCUUCCGGCGCUCGGCCGAGCAACAGCAGCAGCAACAGCAGCUCGAGAUCGUCGCCGGCGGCGGUCGUAGCAGGCGACGGCGCAAAAAGAAGAGGAAGCAGGAGAGAAAUUGCGGCACCCGCGAACCGCGUCGAUUGACAGAGACGCGGCUCGAAUGGCAAACUCAACCGGGCCUCGUACAAGUUCAAGGCCGUGGACGAAGGAAACAUCAUCAGACGAAACGGUGGCAUCGUUCCAAGAGAUCGAUCAGUACACCGCGUCAUGUCGAGGCUCUCAUCGUCGCUGACACGACGAUGAUGGCUUUUCAUCAGGACGGCGAUGUAGAAACCUAUCUCUUAACUAUCAUGAACAUGGUAUCCGCGCUCUACCUCGACCCCACCAUCGGCAAUUUCAUCAACAUCGUCGUGGUCCGCAUUAUUCUCGUCGAAGAAGAAGACGCAGAGCAAGGGCUGAACAUCACGGUAAACGCAGACAGAACCCUAUACAAUUUCUGCAAAUGGCAACAGAAGCUAAAUCCGAGCGACGACUCGCACCCGAAUCACCACGACGUAGCGAUCCUGGUGACGAGGAAGGACAUUUGUUCGCGCGCGAAUACUCCAUGCAGCACCUUGGGAGUGGCGCAUGUCGCCGGUAUGUGCCAACCGGAUCGUAGCUGCAGUGUCAACGAGGACAAUGGAAUCACGUUGGCACACACGAUCACACACGAAUUGGGACAUAAUUUCGGAAUGUAUCACGACACGGAAAAAAUAGGCUGCAGUAAGCGCGAAGGUGACACAUUACACGUGAUGACGCCAACGUUUGAAGUGGACGCUGUUGGAGUGGCUUGGUCGAGAUGCUCCAGGAGAGACAUCACGAACUUUUUAGACCAAGGGAAAGGCGAUUGUUUAGAAGACGAACCGGCGGACAAUAGUUACGCAUAUCCGGAUUUACCACCCGGUGCAAUGUAUGACGCCGAGCACCAAUGCAGGCUACAAUUCGGUGUAAGGGAAGCUUCUGUCUGUUUGACUUCUGCUUCAUUGCACGAGAUCUGCUCGAAACUAUGGUGCUUCGUAGACGGCAGCUGCACCAGUAUGAUGCAUCCUGCAGCUCCGGGAACACAUUGUGGAAAACACAUGUGGUGUCAAAAUCAAGAAUGCGUACCUAUCGUCGAUCGGCCGCGGCAUAUCGACGGCGGUUGGGGCGAGUGGGGUUCGUGGAGCGAGUGCUCGAGGACUUGCGGCGCCGGGGUUUCAAUAGUCGAGAGGAAAUGCGACCAUCCGGAGCCCGCGCAUGGCGGAAAGUUCUGCAUAGGCGAGAGACGCCGCUACAAAAUUUGCAACACGCAGCCUUGCCCGGAAGGCGCGCCGAGUUUCCGCGCGCUGCAAUGCAGCGACUACGACGGCACAGAAUAUAAGGGAAAGAACUAUACCUGGCUGCCGUAUUUCGACCAAAGCAUGCAAGAACGAGAAAUCGAAACUGUACGUGGUAAUGUAAAAUCGGAGCCUUGCGAACUUUAUUGCACCGAUACGGAGGAAAGCGUAAUCGUACCUUGGGGAGAAGCUGCUCUCGAUGGUACCCCAUGCAACGUUGGUACCAGAGACAUGUGCAUUGCCGGCAUAUGCAGGAAAGUUGGCUGCGAUUGGGCGGUGGAUUCCGAUGCUACGGAAGAUCGCUGCGGUAUUUGUCACGGCGAUGGUACUCAAUGUGAAACCACCAGCGGCGUUUAUGACAAAAAUGAUGGUCCCGGAUAUAAAGAAGUUAUUAUUAUUCCAUCUGGCUCGCGAAACAUUAAGAUCGAAGAGAUCGGUAACAGCAAGAAUUACAUCGGCAUCGGUAUACCAAAGUCCGACAAGUACUUCUUGAAUGGAAAACGGCAGAUCACUUUAGCGGGCGAGUACGAAGUCGCCGGAACGCCAGCUUUAUACGAACGUGAUCGAGAAAAAGAGAAAAUCAGAAUACCAGGUCCUAUCAAGGAAGACAUCGUGGUCUAUUUAAUUUAUAGAGGUCACUAUCGCAAUUUUGGACUACGUUACGAAUACACGGUGCCGAAAAAGGAACCUGAUCGAGCUCCAGAAUAUUCGUGGGUGUCUUCCGAUUGGACACUCUGCACAGUUACUUGCGGCGGCGGCACUCAAACUUCGCACGCUGUUUGUCAUGAAAGAAAAAGUGGCAUCGUCGAGGACCACUUCUGCGACGGUAUAGAGAAACCCGAGCCAAAAGUACGCGAAUGCAAUUCGAAUCCGUGCCCUGCGAGGUGGUGGGUAGGCCCAUGGCAGAUGUGCCCCGUUACAUGCGGCGACGGUGCAUUGCGCAAGAGAUCGGUGAUGUGUGUGUUUUCCGGCGCGGGUACCGAUCGAUCAGACUUGGCUCUACCCGAUCGCGACUGCGACAAAAACAUGCGGCCCGAAGAAUUGGAACCAUGCCCCGAUCUACCGCCAUGCGGACCCACCUCGGAAGUGCCGUUGAUCGUGUACGCCGACAACAAAGACAUGUCGUUCUACAACAUCAGCCUCAACGAGCAGGACAUGACGAUAGUCGAUGGUCUCACCACCGAAGAACCGGAGAUUCUCGAGUUUGAUAAUGUCGUCGACGAAAACCCGGACAAUUCUAUGUACAACACCAAGUCGAAAUGGACAGUAUCGAAGUGGAGUCACUGUUCGAAUGGCAAGAGGAGUAGGAAGGUCACCUGUUCCAUUCCGGGUGAUUGUAAUCCGGAUAACAAGCCGCCUAGCAUCGAGGACUGUUAUAGUGGAAAGUGGAUCUCUGGAAAGUGGGGAAGUUGCAACGCGACUUGUCUCAUAAAGCUUGGAGUUAAACAUAGAGAAGUGCAAUGUCGUGAUCGCCAGACAGACUUGCUGUCCGACGAUUGUAAUCUCGACAGAAGACCGUUUGACACGAAACGCUGUUAUUACCGACGGCAAUGCGCCAACGAGAAAAAUGAUUGCAAGAAUAACACAGCUUCAUCAUGUGCAAACCAUAAACAUAUAUGUGAUCUACGAAAACAGUGUUGCGCCAUGUGCAAACGACGGCGACAUGUUCGUCACAAUAGACGUUAUACCUUUACUGAAUAAAGUAAAGAGCUGAGAAGAGCAGAGUGCAUAAGUAUUUUGAAACGAUUUUUUGUAACGGAUAUAUCCGUCCCAUCUUGUGUAUAUUAUAUAAAUUAAUAUAAGAGCACAAUUUAAAGUUUUACAUUUAACGUGUGACAAUGAAAAAAUAGAAAAGUGUAUGACAGAAGUGAUAUUUCGAGAUUAUAUUUGUAACUUUGUACUAUCACGUAUAUGUGUAUAUUUUGUAUUGAGGUGUAACUGUAAUCCAUCACUUACCUUCAAUUAUUUGCAUCAAUCUGCUUUGUAAAAUAAAAAUAUUAAUUGAAAAAUGUUGCACAGGCCAAAUAGACAUUUAUCAACUACUGUAUUUUAGAAAAAAAAUAUUUAUAAUGAUAACAUGAUAGAAAAUUCUUAUAUAUUUUAAUAAUUUAUUCAAUGUAUUAUAUCAUUUUUUCAAUUGUGUUAUUUUGUCAACUGAUUAAUAUUCUCAUUAUUGUAAAUUUUGAGUAAUAACUUGCAACAUUUUUCUAUGGAGCUAUUUUCAAUUAUCAUUGCACAAUAACAAAAUAUUUAUAACUUCAAUAAUUUUGACUGAAAAAUCUACGUUAUAACAGAACAAAAACUGUUUAUAUUAUUGUUUUAAAAAUAAGAUUGCUAUACUUGUAUCUGGCAGAUUGAUGCAAUGAGUGACUUAAUCAAAUAUUUACAUUUAAGAAAUGUCCAUACAAAAUUUAUAAAUAUAUAAUAUUUUUAUAUGCUUUUUUUAUGAUAUAAAAUCUGUCCCUAUACGCUGAUUUAAUCAAUUUAAUCAGCAAUC